CGGGCCCCCUCGGCAGACCGAGACCGAGACCUCCUCGUGCGUUGUGCUCGAGUGCGGAUUCUGCGCGGUUUCCGUGUCGCAAAGAACUGGGCCCGGAGCAGGGCAGGGUGCCUUUAGCCCCAUGCGUUUGAAAUCUGCUAGCCCCCUCACGCACCUGACAGCGCAAAGGUGGUGUGGGACCCGGGGUACCCUUGAAAGGGUCCCAAGGCACCUCCGGGGGCCACUGCAUCCUGGGCGAGGAUCGCUGACGUAUGCGCUUCUUGGCCUCUUGUUGGCUCAGAUCCAGCAUGGUCCUGUGCUUACCUGGCAAGGGAAACGCCAUGACCGCAGAGGCGGUCUUCCUAGUCGCACCAGGGAGGACCGCUCUCCUGGCACAGGGAUAGUGCCUGUCGGGGUCAUGUAAAGCGAACCUCCCACUUAGCUGCUGGAGUGGGAGGGUCUCGGCUUUAAGCCCACUUCAUGGAAACGGGAGACUUCUCCCUGGCUUGAUCCCAGGGCCUUACAGCUGAGGGCAAGUAAAACUCUGGGGCAUCCAGCUCCCCCGGGCUUGAGCCUGCAAGUAGGAUGCCCACCAAAGGUUUCGGAAACAUCUGAAGCCCCAGAUGGGGGUGGAGGAUGUUUGCCGGUCGUACGGCCACUUGCGGUGCUGGACUGACUCACGGAUUUGGAAUUUGUUUGGCUUGGAAUACGGAAAAAUUAAUUAAAAAAAAAAAUCACUAAUGUAGGCAGAGGCCGAGGGCUGCAGGUGGUGCAGGUCUGAUGCGCGGCUAACUGAAGUAAACGGUUGGCAUUAAAUAAAUUGGACCAAUGUAUUGUGCCUGGAAAAAAAAACCCAUCCAGCUGAGAACAGCAGAAGCACUGGAUGGAUGGAUUGGAGGCACCUUCUGACUUAAAUUCAUUCCUUGUUUCCACUGAAUUUAAGGGACUUUUAUUCAGGAUAAACCUAGAGCUCUUCAUGAAGAAUCUUUGCAGCAACCUGCUGUAUGAAACCUGACCCCUGCUUAACCGCACAGGAAUCUUGUGCAGUUUAAGUAAAAAAGUAAAGAUUAUAUCUGAAACAGUGUUGGAAACUUGGCGUAAAUAGUUUACAGUUCUUGUGUUUUGUUGAUAUUUUCUGUGGAUGUUUCAACUACACUGGUUUUAACUAAGACUUGGGGGGUUUUCAGAAGCUAUGGUAUUCCUUGAGAAGGAUCUUGGUAUCCUGGCUGUUCCAGAUCAGUUAAUUACAUUCUUCCUCUCCACAUUCUCUUGUGGUUUUCAAUUGGAUGCAAACUGGUAUCCAAUUGAAAACUACAAGAGAAUGUGGGGAGAAUCUGUAGGAAGGGAUCUGUAUCCUAACAGAUCAGGAUACUUGUCUAAUCUGUUAACUAGUGCCUUGUUAAAUCACUGCCUUGUGUCACCUUUAUUGCUAUUGCUAUAUCAUUGUCAUAUAAUAUUGUUCAUCCAUUAAUGUUUUUAAGCAUCCAUUUUCAUUGGGAAUGUGCCUUCCCCUUACAGUGCUAGUUUUCACAUGCAUCCUGUUGGACUAACAGGCAGAGGAACACCAGCUGAAGCUGUCAAUGCUGGUAUGGGCAUAGAAGGCUGACGAUGAAGUGCUCAUCUUCCCCUUUCAUUGAAUAUCCCUAGCAUCAGGAAAAGAAGAUUUUACCUUUGUUUCUGAUCUUAUUGUUCCCUCAAUGUCCAAGGAGGAGCUGAAAACAAAACUAAAAAUCAUGUAACAGUUACUUUGCUGAUAUUUCUGUUGUCUUGCUGGUGAAGACUUUUUUUUUUUUUUUUUCCCCUGACUGAAGAUAGCUGUGACAUCCUUCCGCAAGGGAUAUUCCACCAAAAAAUGGCAGUGAAGUAUUUUUCUCACGGGACAUUUAUGAAAAAUAUUCAUUGGCUCCAACCCUCUCUGAACUAUGGAUGUUGUCAAACAGACAUACAGAAAAAAAUGUAGACCUAUCACCAAACCAUGAAGAAGACAAGCAAACGUGUAACACACAGACUGAAGACGACAAGGAAAUGCGUAACGCACAGGCUGCAGUUCCAGCAGAGGUGGAAAUCAAACCCACACCUAAUGACACUUUUUUUCCAGAACCUAGAAUUCCAUAUCCUUAUGUCUCUUGUCUAACUGAAGAUGAGCAGAAAAUAUAUUUAUAUCUGCUGACUAAAUAUGCGAGAAAACCUGCUUCCCACCAAGUUAAUGCUGCAAAUCAAAGAGAAUAUCUACAGUAUUUGGAAAUGAAAGAAUUGGUCAGCAGCGAAGUUGCAGAAUUUUUGAAGUUUGCACAGAAUGCUGCAAAGAGUUGUGCUCAGGAUUAUGACACCCUCUCUGAGGAUGCAAUGCUUUAUGUUGAGCAACUAUUGAGUGCAUGUAUUGGACAUGUGAAGAGGUACCCUGAGUUUUACAUGCUCCAAGAGAUCACCAGUAUCAUGGGAGGCAAAUUUAGCACAGAGCUGAGCUUUAAAUUGGAAAAAUGUCUUCUUGUAUUGGGAAAGGCUCAAUUUGCUAAAGUACGCUUUCCUGUCAUGCCUGCACAGCUACAGAAAGAUUAUAAAACUAUAGCAUCUAUCCUGACUCCAGAACAGAGAGCUUCAGUGAUACACAAUGAUAUUAGUUUAGAUUCUAAUGCAGAAAAACUUGCUUUGAAAUAUCAUCCUCAAGUAGUUUUAAGUAGUCGAUCAUUGUUUACUUUGCUGAAUAAUCAUGGACUGAACUACAAGGAACAGUGGGAAAUUCCAGUUUCUGUUAAAAUGAUUCCUGUUGAAGGUGGCAAACCAGUCAAAGUGGUUUACGUUGACUCGCCUCUUCCAAAAAAAGAGAUGACGAUGAGAGAGAAGAACCAAAUGUUUCAUGAAAUUACUCUGAACUUUCUGGUGUCCAAAAAAUCAUACGCUCCAAUGUCCAUGGUGUUGAUGGAUAAGCCGGUUGAGGAAAACAUGUUUCAGUGGAAUAUGUCUUCUGAUACUUGUGAGGCUAGAAACUUUCAAAUUUCGAACCAAAUCGAUCUGAACUUUGACAAUGAUUUUACAGAACUGGAAACUUUUGGAGCAACAUCUAAGCCCUUGAAGACAUCCAAAGCAGAAAGUCCUCAUAGUAAACCAGUUGAUCCAGGAAAAAUUCUGUCAGAAAAGCUGAAAAUGGAGAAGCAGUUGGUAAGCAAGUUUGCUGAAGUGGGAAGAAGCAAAAUUUAUGAGCAGGAAUUUUCAGAAUGUGGCAAUUUACAGAAUCCUAAUGAGGCACAGCUUCCAGCAUGUGACACCACCUGCUCAGAUUCUGAAAACAGUACCUUAUAUAAAGGCUUAGAUUUGGAUAAAAUUGAGUUGCAUAAUGAGCAACAUGGUGUAACCACAGAAGAAGUAGUGGACAGUGAUACAAAAUUAAAUUCCUUGGCUAAACCUGAUACUUUCAAGAGAGAAUCUGAAUCUGCAGAAGCAAAUGAAACACUUGUUUGUUUGUGUGGUAGCGACUCGGAUGAAGAACGUUUGAUUAUUGAUGUGGAAAGUAAAAAUCUUGGUUAUUGCAAAGCAGCUGUGCUCUGUUCUAAUCCAAAUCCUGUAGCAGAUAGGCCCAAAUCAUCUUCUCCCAUGCAGCUUCCACCAACAAGCAUUGCUAUUUCUUCAGAGUCCCAGGAUCUGGGGAAAAACACCCCCAAGAAACCUUCAAAAAAGCUGUCUAAAGAAUUUGAUCCCGUUGGACAGAUUUUAAAAAUGCAAACUGAACUUCUCAAGCCUCCUUCUCCAAAAGCUCAGGAGCAGCUGCCAGUCAGCAUUGAUAAAAGUUCUAAUCCUACAGCAAACCACAUACCACCACCUUUGAAACCAUUUGUAUUCUCCAGCAUGGAGUCUGAGCAGAGCACUACUGCAAAUGCAGGCAGCUUGCCUAAGCUUACGUGGACUUCACAUUUUCAGGGAGCUCGGAAGGGAAUGCUUCCAGCUGAACUUCAGAUGCUUGCUGAAGACCCUUCAGAAUACACAGCUCCUGAGGAUGGGAAUCUUGUAUAUAAAUUAUUCAGCUUAGAUGAUCUACUGUUACUUGUGCGUUGCACUGUACAGAAUGCAGAGAUUUGGCCACGGUCCCAUAAAAAUCAGCGCAUCAAAAAGCGUAUUCCUGUUCACAUAUUGCCAAAACUAGAAUAUCAACCCUAUUUGGGUCUGGAAGCUCUCACGGAAAGUGAAAUAUGUCGGAUGUGGACAGAGAACCUGUUGCAUUCUAAAUGUUCAUUUUAUGUAGGACACGUUGAUGCCUUUACAUCAAACCUUAUUACGCUGGGUGAGAUUUCUCCACAAUAUUUAAAAGAAAAGUUGGCAUCAUUUAAGCCUGCAAAUUCAUUAAAUAUUCUUCGAAAUGUCUUGAAGAAAGUAACUGAUUUUCAGGAAGGGUCAUAUUUGUUGACUCAUGCUGCAGGAGAUUCAUCAGUUGCAAUCUACAAGAGCUCCCUUGGGAAAGUGACCAGAGCAUCAUAUAAUUUACAUAAAACUCACAGCAAUCUGCCUAAUGUUCCAGCAACUCUUUCAGUCCCAUGGGUACCAUUAGACCCCACCCUUCCUUUACCCUAUCACAUGUAUCAUGGAAGAGUCCCAUGUACCUUUCCACCUAGACCCCAAGAAACCAUAAGGAAACAGAAGAUGUAUGGGGUAAAAGCACAUGCAAACACACCCAACCGGAGAAAAUCAGUAUCCAUGGAAACAAGAAUCAAUCCCAUGCCAGCUAAGCCUGUUAGAAGUGAAGGUGUCGCUGCAAAAAAACUGAGGACAAACAACUGCAAACAGGCAAAUAUGAUGAAAAAGUGAAAAACAAAAUAAAACAUGAACUUCAGCAAAGCAGAAAUAUCUUCACUAAACUGAGAAAAUGUGGAGAAAGACAAGACCAAAAAAAGCUUAUGUUGUUGCUUCAGAGAAACCAGAAGAGGUUGGUAGAGAGCAAGCUGCACAGCCAUGUUGAAGAAAACUGCAAAAUGCUACAAACUAUUCAGGCCUCCAAAGUAUCCAGGACCUGAAUUAACAAAAAGCAAUUUACAGACUAAUACAUUUAGGAGUAUUUUUUUUAAUUCAAAAGAAAAGAAUUUGUAAAAUGGACACUGAAAGCAUACUGGUUAUGGAACUGGGAACUCGGGUGCUGAUGACAAGCUGUUUCCAUGAUGAAAACCAAACUAUGGAAAGGGCAUCUGGAAGGAAGGAGGAGAUUCAAUGCUAUGGGAGUAGACCACUUCCAAUAGAUGAAUUGGGAAACUCUGAACUUCAGUACUUGACUCUGAGACUUCCCACACAGUGAAAUCCACUAGCUAAUCAAGCAGUUUCAAGAGGUGUUUCUUUUGUUCUCAACAUAAUUGUCCAGCACUA
Molecule: messenger RNA, 5325 nt
Organism: Alligator sinensis (Chinese alligator)
Lineage: Eukaryota; Metazoa; Chordata; Crocodylia; Alligatoridae
Gene: ICE2
Product: interactor of little elongation complex ELL subunit 2
Exons: 17
Coding region: 1906-4776 (956 amino acids)
Biological process (GO): snRNA transcription by RNA polymerase III; snRNA transcription by RNA polymerase II; positive regulation of transcription by RNA polymerase III
Cellular component (GO): transcription elongation factor complex
Source: RefSeq, a predicted model, not a curated record